AUGCAAAAAUCACAAAGACUCAUAUCCGUCCUAAUAAAAAGACACAACACCCGAGUCACCCCUCAACUUCUUCCAAUUUCUCCUAUUUCCGACGACUGUGACGAAACAAACAUAAAUUCUGAACUGUCCAAUACAAAAAGAUUUUUAUUUGACUCAAAACCUCAAAAAGAUGAAGAAAAACCUAUUAGGGUUCGCGACAUUCCUGUCGUAAACCGCAAAUAUUUAGAUGUAUGGAAAAGAGUAAGAAUAAAAAUAAAAUCAAAAUUGCUAUUGAAAGACUUAAAAAAUGAAUUAAAUUUAUAUGGAACCUCCAACCCUAUAGCUGAAGAAAUGAAAGGGUUCAGAAGAGCUGGAACAAAAGGAUUUAAGAACCAAGACACAUCUUUUAGUAUAAGUAUUGAUGAGUCGACUUCACAGCAAGAAUAUGUCCCAGUUUUUAUUCUGCAUCCUAAUGGGAGAUUUAAAGGUUAUUGAAAUAUUAUAUAUUUUUAUAUUACAUAACAUUUAAUGAUUUUUAUAAUAAAUUAUAGGAUAUUUCAUAUAAAAAUAUAUAUUUUUAAUGUUCUUACUUUUAUAUACCGCAAUUGUGAUGCCAUUUGAAAUGUCAUUUUUGAAUGAAACCAAAGGUGACGAAUGAUGGUGAACAGAUGUUUGUUUAAAUAUCUUGUUUUUCACUGAUUUCGUUAUUAAUUGUUUUACUGCGUUUUAUGAUGAAGAUAGUUUGCUUGUCACAGGCCAAGCUAAAAUUUUGAAAAAUUAUUUGAAAGGGUGGAUGAUUAUUGAUAUUGCCUCGUUUUUUCCAUUUGAUUUUAUUAUUAGUGACAACUCAGAAAAUAAUAAUGAUGGAGCUGCAAGUGGAGGGGGAAUGAAAAACCUUAUAAGGCUUCUACAAGUGCCCAAGCUAUAUAGACUGCUUAGAAUUAUAAGAAUUUUUAAAAUGUUGACACACUGCAAACGAAGCGAAAUGGUUGAUAAAAUCCAAGAAUUUUUAGGUCUAAAACAAGGAAUCACGAAAUUAUCGACAUUUUUAUUUUCUAUUUUUAUAUGCAUUCAUGUGAUUUCAUGCUUAUUUUACUAUUCUGCAAAGCUAGAAGGGUUUUAUUAUGGCACUUGGGUUGUCAAAUGAGGAUAUUUAGAUGACGAUGUCGUCACUAUGUAUAUAACUUGCAUAUAUUGAGCAGUCACAACCUUAUCAACUGUAGGCUAUGGCGAUAUUACACCUACUACAAAUUUUGAAAUAAUUUUUGCAUUAUGCUGGAUGAUGUUUGGUCUCUGUUUUUAUUCCUUCACUAUAGGCAAUAUUUCAGCUUUACUAACAGGAAUAGAUUCAAAGUAAUUUUUUAUAUAGAGAAAUGCAAUUAACCAAAAAAUUAUCAGCAAUAGACGAAUUUUCUAAAGAAGCAAAUUUGCCUAAAUCGCUUAAAACAAAGCUUAGAGACGCUUUAAAAUAUUCCACAGAAAAAAAUGGGUUUUCAUGAGUAGACAAAAAAACAAUUUUUAGUGAACUUCCGAAACAGCUGAGGUAUGAAAUUGCGUUAGCAAUGCAUCAAGGCGCUGCUAAUUCACUUUCGUUUUUUUCAGAUAAAGACCCCGUUUUUGUAUCUGCAAUAGUGCCUUUUCUUCAACACGUUUUCGUCAAAGCUGAUGAUUUCAUUUACAAAGAAGGCGAGUACUCUGAUGAAAUUUAUUUUAUAACAAAAGGAAAAGUCUGUUUUGUCCAUGGUCCAGGCCAUAUGGUUUAUAAUAGUAUAAACUCUGGCGAAUAUUUUGGUGAUAUCGGCGUUAUCAAUGAUACCCCAAGGAAAUAUUCUGCUAAAGCUAUAGUAGACUGCGAUAUUCUUACGAUGAACAAUCAAUUAAUCACAUAUAUCAGAGAAGUUUUCCCUGAAAUUUGGAGUGAAAUUGAGCUUGAGGCCAAAGAAAAAGAAGAAUAUAUAGAUGCUGCUAAAAAUCAGGUCAUAGAAUUCAUGAAACUUGAAGAAAACGGAGAAAUCGAUCAGCCCAGAAAAAGAUUGAAAACUGUAAUUAAUCACAAAAUUAAAGAAAAAAGAGGAAUUUAUGAAAAAGUUGAAGGAAAAGACGUUGCGGAAAUUGUAGAGGAGACCAAAAAUGGUAUAGAAGAGCUAAAACGGGAUAUGGAAAGGACGAGCAAUAUCAUUAUUGAGCUGCUAAAAUUGAUGAGUCAUGAGAACGGGAGCUUGAAUAUUCUGAAUAUGUACUUAAAUAGUCCAAAAAGGGAGGAGGAUACGCAAAAUGAAGCUAUGGAGUCAAAAAUAACUAAGCGGACGAGUUAG
Messenger RNA from Blepharisma stoltei, 2294 nucleotides. The record is from the annotation of a GenBank genome assembly. NCBI's taxonomy places the organism in Eukaryota, Ciliophora, Heterotrichea, Heterotrichida, Blepharismidae.